AUGGCGAGGCGCGUGCCACAGAGAAGCGUUCUGCUCGUACUCCUCUUGGUCUCCGGUGUCUGCACCAAAAAGCUGCUCCAAGGCUCCAAACAUGACGACGAUGAUGAUAAUGAUGAUGAUGAGGAGGACGGCAAAGAUGGGGCACCCUGGCUGGAGAAUUUCCCGAGCGCACGGUGCAUGUCCCGUUGCUUGAGUUUGCACAGCGCGGCAACACUGCAGAACAAUAUAUCGCUAUCUUGGUGUCGUAGGCACAAAGAGUGUACAAAGUGCCUGGAUCCCUGUGAAGAGUCCUGGUCCACGAAAAGGAAGAGCAAUUGCAAAGAAUUCUGUGAGAAAUUGUUUGGCGUGAAACACUGGGAAUGCGUGGCCAGCUGCGAGUUCCUGCAGACGCUGAUGCAGGUGAAGCAAGGCAGCUGUCCGCCUCCGCACAGGGCCAGUGGCUUUGCGGCCGCCUGCGUCGACAGCUGUGAUGGCGAUGCAGAAUGCCCAGCUCAGAAAAAGUGCUGCUCCAACGACUGCGGUCACACAUGCCAAUCUCCGCAAGACCUUUACAAAGGGGUUCCCCUGAAACCGAGAAAGGAGCUGAACUUUGAGGAGGUUGCGCCUGGCCAUUUGGAGGUGACCUGGUCCUCCAGGUUCAAUGUAUCCGCAGAGCCUGUGGUCUACAUCCUGCAGACAAGGUGGAACUUUGGCAUUCAGCCCAGCGAUGAUGCUGCCGUUUCCUGGCAUGCGGUUGCACAGACCACGGAGCAGAGAGCCCGAUUGUACGACAACCGACCAGGCCGCUGGUACCAGUUCAGAGUUGCGGCCGUCAAUACUCACGGAACCCGAGGUUUCACCACUGCGAGUCGACACAUUCGUUCCAGCAGAGACCCCUCUCACCCUCCCGCACCAACUGAGCUGAGAGCGACCAACAUAACGUUUGCAUCGGGCCAAUCGGUGCAGGUCCAACUAGAGUGGAACAUGCCUGGAGACCUCGACGUCCCCGUUCACCACUACAAGGUCACCUGGACAUGGACCGCUAUUGGUCGGCCUGCCGCUUCCUCCAUGACCAAGAGGAAGAAGCGAGUAAGUGAGAGGCAGGUGGUGCUCGGCGACAUGCGGUCCGACCGGAUGUAUCGUGUGGAAGUCCAGGCUGUGUCCUACUGGAAACAAUCUCAGCUGAAAGGACCUCGGGCCAUCGUACACAUCAGCACUCGGCGCAAUGCCAGCGUCACACUGAAUUCCUCCACGGCCGAUGUCCUGCGUGUGGGGACACCCUUCUAUCAAGACGGUCAGCUUCAGGUUCAUAUUUACUGGCAGAGCAGCACAGACCCUUCGGUUGAAUACUACAAGAUCCAGUGGGUACCAGAGUAUUGCAAGCACAAACAAAACACAGUGAGAAAGAAGACCAGCACACAGGAGACCUUCACCAGCCUGCAGGGUUUGCUCUUCUCCUGUAAGUACAAAGUCCGACUGCAGCCUGUCAGCAGGACAAGUCGGCCGCCAGUCAAGAGCGUCUGCUUCGUUACGCCUUCCUGUUCCGCCAUCCGAGCCAAGAGUCCAAGACCCAUUGCUUGUCAUGGAGAAACCCCGACUCCUCAGAAAGCUUUGAUGAAACCAACCAACCUGACGGUUACCUUCAAGGUCCGUGGCAGUAACCUGACUGCAGUCUUCAACUGGCAUAUGCCAUCUCGGCGUCAUCUGACUGGUUACCAGGUGACCCUGGUGGAGGUCACGUCAACCAACCGACUCACAGAUGGCAUCUCCCAUUCGCAGAUCUUAACCCCGGACGUUAACGUUCUAGCAGUUUCGGACAUACGCCCCUCCAGUGUCUACCGGUUGGAUAUCCGAGCUAUCGCUGCAGACGGCGAAGGUCCAGCCAUCAGCAGAACCUUCCAGACUCCAGAAUUCCAACAUGUGUUAAGGCCUAGGAAAUACGAUUGAUAAUCAAGCAAGAUGAGGAAUAGCGCUACAAUUAGCCAGUCGCUCAGAGGAGCUGACCUGACAGCUAUUUUGGGAUGCGCAAGCAUUGAAGGCGAAGACAAAAGCAACUCCAAACGCAGAAAUGCAACAAUCAGUCUUCCUUCAAUUGUUCCAACUUUGAAAACGUAAUUUAAUUUCCUGUCGGAAAGCCAAGUGUUGUUGGCCUUCACUGUCCUGCGCAUCACCUUAGAAUGAAAUUACAAAAACAUUGUAAAGUGGUGAAAUUAUUCUUGUUAGUGUAUGUUAUGUAUAUAAUGUUGAGAGUAGUUGUGUUAUCUUCUGUCCAGAUGUGUCUACAAAGAGUGCUAUUGUACAAAGAUUCAAAACGGAACAAAAUAAACCCAAAUGGCCGCGUGUAGUUUA
This is a messenger RNA of Hippocampus zosterae (dwarf seahorse), 2328 nucleotides long. RefSeq names its product anosmin-1-like. Gene Ontology annotation, cellular component: cell surface; extracellular region. Gene Ontology annotation, molecular function: protein binding; peptidase inhibitor activity. NCBI's taxonomy places the organism in Eukaryota, Metazoa, Chordata, Actinopteri, Syngnathiformes, Syngnathidae. The record is from RefSeq and is a predicted model, not a curated record. Gene Ontology annotation, biological process: neuron differentiation. The coding region runs from base 1 to 1926 and encodes 641 amino acids. The transcript has 13 exons.